Myzus persicae (green peach aphid) is the source of this 1004-nucleotide messenger RNA. RefSeq names its product HIG1 domain family member 2A, mitochondrial. The record is from RefSeq and is a predicted model, not a curated record. The transcript has 2 exons. The coding region runs from base 199 to 558 and encodes 119 amino acids. Gene Ontology annotation, cellular component: mitochondrion. Gene Ontology annotation, biological process: mitochondrial respirasome assembly. NCBI's taxonomy places the organism in Eukaryota, Metazoa, Arthropoda, Insecta, Hemiptera, Aphididae.
UAUCACACGAUUUGUUAUCUGUGAAAAUGUCCUGGUAUGGCGUAAGAACACUAAGAACCAAUUAUUAUUGUAUUAUUGUAGUUUCUGUUUAAAUUUGUAUUAAUAAUUUGGCUAAAUUUUGAUUUUUAAUUAAGUUCAAGCAAUACCUAUUUGUAUAAUUAGCUAAAAAGGAUAGACCUAUUCCUUGAUAAUAUUAAAAUGGCAGAUUCUAAUAAAGGCAACGAUGCAGCUCUCGAGUGGUUGAAAUUGAAAACGGACAAAGGCCAAAAACCAGAUUAUCAAAUCAGAGCUGAAAUGGAAGAUGUUGGCAACAAAUUUUUGAGGAAAUUUAAAGAAAACCCAUUAGUGCCUAUUGGUGCAUUGGUAACUGUUGGUUUUUUGAGUGUGGGUCUAAAGAGUAUGUAUGAUGGCAACAGAGUUAGAUCUCAAAUGAUGAUGAGAGGGCGUAUAGCAGCUCAAGGAUUUACUGUUGUAGCUAUAUUGGGCGGUUUGUUCUAUCAAGGAAUGAGAGCAAUAAAAGAAACCGAAGAUGACACUCAUGAGACUGGUUUAAAAUAGUGAUUCGUACCAUGUCACAUAUUGUUUUACAGUUCAAUUAUUUGUUAUUUUUUUUAGUACUUACAAGCAUUUUACAUAGAUUAUUUGUUAACACAGUAAAUUAAACAUUGGCGUUUGCAUUUAUCUAAAUAUAUACACAUUAUUAUAUAAUUAGAAAAUAUAACGCCUUGAAUGGAAAAACAAUUUUGCUGUACCUACUAUAACCAAUUGAAGUAGGACGUUUGAGUACUAUAAUCAAUUUAUUUCGUGGAAAAUUGGUUCUAUUUUUCACAGUGAUAUAUUUUUUGUUCUACAUGAUAGGCAUGUUUAAGGCUAGGAAGUUUUGGAUUUUGCUAAAGGAAAAUUGUUUCCUUAUUAUUUUCAUACUUAACUAAAUAUGUAUCAUGUAAAGAAAAUACAAAUAAGAGCAUUAAGAUUUGAACUUAAAUAAACAUGGUUUGAUUUCA